Molecule: messenger RNA, 1732 nt
Organism: Sciurus carolinensis (gray squirrel)
Lineage: Eukaryota; Metazoa; Chordata; Mammalia; Rodentia; Sciuridae
Gene: Foxd4l3
Product: forkhead box D4 like 3
Biological process (GO): anatomical structure morphogenesis; regulation of transcription by RNA polymerase II; cell differentiation
Molecular function (GO): DNA-binding transcription factor activity, RNA polymerase II-specific; RNA polymerase II cis-regulatory region sequence-specific DNA binding
Source: RefSeq, a predicted model, not a curated record
AUGAGCUUACCAAGAACCAAGCGCAGUCGCUUCACACUUCAGCCCAGUCUCCGAAGGUCAGAGGGAGAAGAUGGUGAGAUCGAUGUCCUGGGAGAGGAGGAAGGUGAAGAGGCGGAGGAGGAGGAAGAGGAAUACCAGGAGGCGGAGGGGAGCCAGAUGCACCUAGAGCAGCCCGGGCCUCAAGGGGCGCGGCCCGCUGCGAGUUCACUUCCCAGAGAGCGCAACGAGGGCGGCUGUGGCCAGAGCGACUCUUCGGAGUUUGGCAGCAAGUUCAGGGCGCAGACGAGGUCCGCGGCGACCUCUGGAGACGCCCCGCAGCCGACCAAGCCCCCCUACUCGUAUAUCGCGCUCAUCACCAUGGCCAUCCUGCAGAGCCCGCACAAGCGCCUCACGCUCAGCGGUAUCUGCGCCUUCAUCAGCGGCCGCUUCCCCUACUACCGCCGCAAGUUCCCUGCAUGGCAAAACAGCAUUCGUCACAACCUCUCACUCAACGACUGCUUCGUCAAGAUCCCCCGCGAGCCGGGCCACCCAGGUAAGGGUAACUACUGGAGCCUGGAUCCCGCCUCCCAGGACAUGUUCGACAACGGUAGCUUCCUUCGACGAAGGAAGCGUUUCAAGCGCCACCACCCGUCCCAGGGCGGUCACCUGCACCACCCUUUCCCACUGCCCGCGGCGCCCGCCAACCUGCACGGUCCCCACCCAGGCCUCCUCCUCGGGUCCCCGGUGCCGUCGCAGCCUGUCCCAGGGGCCUAUCCCACCACCACACCAGGGAGCCGCCAGUGUGCGCUGCUGCACCCGCAUCCACUACGCUACCUGCUGCUCUCAGCCCCAUCCCAUGCGGAAGUGCCCAGGAAUGCGGAAGGCGCGGACUUGGCAAUCCCUGCACCCUCCGGUCGCUGCAGCCCUCGUUGGGCUCCCAUCCUUGGGAGGAGGACAAGGGCCCGGUGUCGCGACAUGGAGGUGGACGCACCUCCUUCAGCAUUGAGAGUAUUAUGCAAGGCGUCAGCGGAGAGGGAAGAAGGGCAGCGCAGGGUGUUGCCCCGACCCCAUGGAGCUACUGCCACCUGCUCCAGCACCCGUCGUGCCUGUCGGACAAUUUUGCAGCAACAGCAGCAGCCGCAGCAGCAGCAGCAGGACUGUGCCAGCAGCUGCACUCCCAGCAAAGGUACGAUGCUGGGCCGGCACUUGACAGCCGUAGCCGCGCUGCUAAGGUACCAACCCGCAGCAGAGGGCUCUAGAUCAGCUUCGCUGGCCGCCUCUUCCAGUGGAGAGGGGACUUCACCGGCCUUUUGAUUGGUAAGGACAUCCUGCCUUCUGGCGGUUCUCGCCGGGCGCACCUGGAGCCAGUGUCAGAGCCAGACCACCCAAUGCUCUGCUCCCUUGCCUCUCGCGGCUUAAGAGUGUGCAUCUAAAUCCCGCAGCCUAGCAGUCACUAAUUUCUGUUCGUUGUAAAUUACAAAGGAACAGUUGUAUUCGGUUUUCUUAAAGAUAACCUGAACGUUGUAAACUUCGGAGGAAUCAAGUCUCAGUCUUUUCUUUUUCUGCCUCCAGUUGCACAGUUUUUCCAGUUUGCACAUUUUCUGAGGAACUGUGUGUUUAACGCUCUGGUGUUAAAAGAAAAACGAAGAAAGUAGAGUCUCCAAUGCAAACCAUGUUUCCCCUUCUUUGUUGCCUAAGAACUGCAAGUAUGCUCAAGAUUAGUGCAAAAUGCUUAUGCUCUCUGUGUCCUCCU